This is a messenger RNA of Amaranthus tricolor (Joseph's coat), 5134 nucleotides long. RefSeq lists its product as uncharacterized. The coding region runs from base 1571 to 2311 and encodes 246 amino acids. The transcript is spliced from 3 exons. The record is from RefSeq and is a predicted model, not a curated record. NCBI's taxonomy places the organism in Eukaryota, Viridiplantae, Streptophyta, Magnoliopsida, Caryophyllales, Amaranthaceae.
AUUAAUUCCUUGUAACCGACACCCUUUAAUUUAUACUUUCAACAAAGUACUUAGUCAUACUUAGCAAAGUACAACCAUUUGAUGACUUAUUUGGACCGUGCAUGCUAUGAUCAAAAUAAGACUUGGACAAAAUUAAUUCCCUUGCAUUGGAUUGGACUUGGACAUCUUGGACACUUGUACCUUGACCAUCUUGGUCAAUUGAAAAUACAAAAUCACAGGGCAUCAAAAUGAAAAUGUAAAAAGAAAUGAAACUCGAGUUUAUUAGUGAGUAAAAUUGUCUUUUUCUUUUGUCUUUUUAAAGGUGCAACUGUAAGUACAUAUUUUUAAGUUGAAUAUGAUAUUUUCAGUUGCUUUAAUAUGUUGAUCGUAGGGUUUGGAAAGGCGAUUGAACUGGGCAACUAGCUGAUCAAACCCCAAUCCUAUAGCUCUUGUAGAAUAAAAACUUUGCAUUUUCUCAAAUGAUGGUAUACCCUUCAUGAACUGUGCUUAGAAUGUUUUAUUGAUUUGGUAGCGUAAGUAGAGGAUACUUAUCUGUUGGUUGUCUUGUUUUUACUAACCUGUUACCUCAAGAACAAUGGACUUUCAGGGUUUCAUCCUUUCAUCUCAUACAUCCUAUGGGAAAACUAAUAUCAAUGUUGAAAGUUUGAAACUGUCAUGAGUUGCUGCAGAUCUUGGAAAAAAUGGUUUUAAUUGUUUUGGUUAGCUUAUUCUGUUGUUUUAACUAUUUGUUUGUGUUUUACGGCUUCUGUUGCUGUCUUUUUAGCUUUCUUUGUUCCAUUCUAUCGUAGGCGUACCUAAUAGAAUUACAUAUUACAACUCAAAAAUUAGUGAGGCUUCAAAGUAUGAAUUCUAGCCUCUCUGCUGUUUAUAGGAACUAUCCUUUUUCUUCUCACUUCAUUUCGACAUGCUAGUUUCCACCUUGCUCGCUAUUUUACAAAAAAAUGGCAUCCCCCCUCAUUCUCUGUUCACAUUUGCAUUGAUACGUCAGUAGUGAAGGUUACUUGAUGUGUUUGUCUGAAAUACGAAUUGAAAUAGAGUGAUAUGUUUGUCAUUCUUUUAAUUUAACUUUUUUUUUUCAUUUUAGUUUUUGUGACUUAGAUAAAAUAACUCUCUGAAUUCGAACCCGAAAGAAUGGAUGGGAACUAAGAAUUGGUGGAUGUUUACCAAAUAAAGUGAUGAAUAUGAACGGGGAGUAGAUGAAUAUGUCAAAAAGGCUUUUGCUACUAAGUCUCAAGGAAAUCAAAUAUGUUAUCCUUGUUCACUUUGUCAAUUAUCGUUUUUAGCAUGAUGAAGGUGUUGUGAUAGAUCACCUAAUUUGUAAUGGUUUUUUUCAAGAACGGAUAAGUUAUCAGAUUUAGGGAUCAAUAUCCAAAGAGAAGAAACUAUUUUGGAUAGGGAUGAAGGGUCAAACCCAAAUGAGUCUGACGAUGACAUAGUAGGGUUGUUGAAUGAUGCACGUGAUGCUUUUAGAGAGGGGCCAAAUGAUGAGGCAAAAAAGUUUUUGAGGUUAGUUGAAGAAGGUUAAGAAGAAUUGUAUCCUGGUUCCAAAAAUCAUUCAAAAUUUUCCUUUAUGAUUCGCCAUUUUAUUUUGAAGUGUGAUCAUAAGCUAAGCAAUGCUGCAUUUGGAGAUAUAUUGGAGCUUAUAAGGGAGGUGUUGCCUGAUGCAAAGUUGCCUAGUUCUUUUAACAAAGCGAAAAGUGUUUUGAAAGUGUUGGGGUUGGAUUAUACAAAGAUCGAUGCAUGUCCAAAUGAUUGCAUGAUAUAUUGGGAAGAGCAUGAAAAUGCAACAAGCUGCCAUGUUUGUAAAACGCCAAGAUGGAAAUCAAAGGACAAGGAGAAUGAGAUACAAAAUGAUAAUGGAAAGACCUAUAGGAUUCCUCAAAAGAUUCUUAGGUACUUUCUGAUAAAGAAAAGGCUUCAACGACCGUUUAUGUGUCAAGAGACGGCGAGAUACAUGACUUGGCAUGCCGAUGGGCGUGAAAGUGAUCAUUUCUUACAUCAUCCUGCUGACGGUCCAGCUUGGAAGGAAUUUGAUUCCUUAUAUAAAGAGUUUGCUGAUGAUCCGCGCAAUGUGAGGCUAGGGUUAGCCACAAAUGGCUUUAACCCGUUCAACUCAAUGAGCAUUCUACAUAGUACCUGGCCAGUUAUGUUGAUCAAUUAUAACUUGCCUCAGAUGAUUAUGAAGCCUGAGUUUUUGAUGUUAGCAUUACUAAUUCCGGGUCCUUCUUCCCCAGGCAAUGACAUUGACAUAUAUUUGCAGCCACUAAUGAAGGACUUGAAGGAUUUGUGGGAGUUUGGAUUGGAAACUUAGGAUGCUUCCAGUAAUCAGAGGUUUGACAUGCAUGUAGCAUUGAUGACUACUGUGAGUGAUUUUCCCGCUUACGUAAUGUUAGCUGGGUGGAGCACAAAAGGAUACUUAGCAUGCCCUAAGUGUCAUUAUGAAACAGAUUCUGAUUGGUUGCCUUAUAAUGGUAAGAAUGUGUACAGGGGUAAAUCGUAAAUUUUUUGAUCCAUUUCACCCUUGGCGUCGUGAUAAGAGGAAUUUUGAUGGGAAACUUGAGGAAAGACAGCAACCUACUCCAUUGACUGGAAUUGAUAUUGAGAAUAUGUUGCGAGAUUUUCCAAAUGAAUUUGGAAAGAAGCAAAAGAAACCAAGGCGUGUUGAGGAUGAUCUGAAUCCGUGGGAAAGAUACCCAUUUUUUUUUAGUUACCAUAUUGAAAGCAUUGUCUUAUUCGUCAUAAUCUUGAUGUAAUGCAUAUUGAGAAAAAUGUGUUUGAUAGUGUCAUAGGGACAUUGUUAGACAUUUCUCAAAAGACCAAGGAUCAUGUGAGUGCUCGUCGAGAUUUGGUAUAGCUUAAUUUGAUGCCAGAACUUCAACCAAUCAAAUUGGAAGAUGGUGCGGAGGAAUUUCCAAGAUCUCGCUUGGAUGUCGUUGGAGCAAAAACGCAACCAGGUCUUUAAAAAUGUCAAGCUUCCUCAAGGCUAUGCUUCUAACAUUGGUCGAUGUGAGCAAGUUGGAGAAAGGAAAAUUGCAGGCUACAAAAGCCAUGAUGCUCAUUUUAUGAUGAAUUAUUUGCUCCCAGUUGCAGUGAAGACAACAUUACCCAAAGAUGUUGCUACUCCUUUGAUAAGACUUUGUGCUUUUUUUAAAAGUAUAUGGAGUGAAAUUGUUAAUCCUCAACAUCUUGAAAAAAUGCAAUCUGAGAUAGUUGAAACUUUAAGCUUACUUGAGAGGAUUUUUCCACCUGCCUUUUUUGAUAUAAUGGUACAUUUACCUAUACACUUGGUGGGCCAAAUUAAGUUGGGUGGGCCUGUAAGUUCAAGGUGUAUGUAUGGAAUUGAGAGGUAUCUUCAUGGACUGAAGCAAGAUGAAUGAAAUAAAGCUCGUCUAGAAGGCUCAAUGGCAUAAGGAUAUCAAGCCAAAGAAUGUAUUGUCUUUAUAGCUAGAUUUUUGAAAUGAUCAAGCCACGACCAUACCUAAGGUUAAUGGUUGUGGUAAAUCACAAUCAUUUUUUCCUAAGGUAAGACGUCCAAUAAAGGGGAAAGGAAGGACCUCAAAGAAAAAAAAACACGAACACAUAAUUGAUCGCAUUACAUGGGCACAAGCGCAUCAUUAUGUCUUGUUCAAUUGUGAUUGUGAGGAAGUUGAGAAAUAUAUCAGUGAGCACAAGAUAUGUGUAAGCGCAAGAAGAAAAAGAAAAUGGAAUAGUGCUCAAGAUCAUAGCAAGGAUUUUGUGGAUUGGUUUAGGAUAAAGUUGAUUUGAUUCUCAAAGAGGGUCAAGACUUCAUCCCUAACCAUAUCUUAUGGUUAUCAAAAGGGCCUUCUCACAUUGCUAAAAAGUACACAGGGUACUUAGUCAAUGGUUAUAGGUUCCAUACCAUGAAGUGCGAUGCAAACUGUGUCACUCAGAAUAGUGGAGUCACUCUAACAGCCAUGACACAUAGCUUUGCAAGUUCCAAAGAUCAGAAUCCUAUUGAGGGAAAUGUUAAUUAUUAUGGUUCAAUAAUAGAAAUCAAUGAAAUAUCUUACCAUGGCUUUGUGUUGUCUUAUUUAAGUGUGUUUGGUUUCACUUGGAAAUGGAUGAUGAUGAGCUUGUUAUGAUUAAUAUGUGUAAGACCAUUUCCAAAGAAGAACCAUUUUUAUUGGCAUCUCAAGCACAUCAAGUGUUUUAUGUUGAAAAUCUUAAUAGAGAUGGUUGGCAUUAUGCUAUUCAAAUCCCUCCUAGAGAGCUUUCGGAUGGUAUUGACAUACAAAUUUAAAUAAUUCACUACAUUCUCAUGAUAGCUUAUUUUAUAUUGCAAUACUUUUCAUAUUUUAUUAUCUUUUUUGGAAAAUAAACGUGUUCUCAUUUAUUGUCUUUGCGGAUGAUGAGGAAUAAAACAAAAGUUUCUGCUUCCCAAAGUCAGAUUACAGAUUAUGAGUUACAAAGGCUUCAAAAUUUAAAGUUCAAUGUAGAAAGAAUGUCAGCCCAAGGAUCGGGAUCCUUAGCGAAUAAGAUACUUCAACAAAAAGCGAAAGACCUACUUUCUCCAAGUGCAAGGCAGACAGAAGAUGACUCCACGUCAGAGUAUGAUGGUGAAGAGGAGGGCGAAACUAUGGAAGAUGACAGUCUUGCGUCUGGAAAAAGAAAGGUACGUAAACAGGUCUCAAAGAAACUACAUUUGAUUUGCACACGUAAAAUGGCUAUUGUGGAGAUGAAUAUCCAGAAAAGGCAGCAUGUUGAUGACUUUUGCGACAAUAACUGUUGAUUAGGCCAAGCAAGUUCAGGAUCAUGGCAUCCAAAGGAAGCAGCAACAACAGCAAGUUGGGUCAAAAAAUAAAGGCAAAAAAAGAGCAUUCUGUUCUCCUGGUAGCAUACCUUGAGUUUCGGAAAUGGCAAAAAGAAAACAAUGAAGUGCUUGAAGAAAGUAAUCGUUCUUUGCAUAAUUCCAUGACAGCGCGAAUACGAUAUGACAAUGAUGCAUUGAAUGCGAAUAACAAUAAUGAUGCCAUAUAUGAGAAUGAUGAUGAUGAUGGGCUGAAUGAGAAUGAUGAUGAUGAUGGGCUGAAUGAGAAUGCCGAUGCUAGUGAUAUUGAUCGUGAAGGCGAUUAAGAAUUUGACCAGCAAGAUGUAGCACAGUACUAAAUGGAAG